AUGUGGGUGAUGCGGAUCAAUGACUUCCUGAGCCUACCGAAGCUCCCAAGUCACCUGGAGCUCAAGUCAUCAGGCAUUUUGCACAUCCACGAGGCCCACUUUUUCACCAUUUUCGUGUCUCACCAGUGGUUGAGUCAGAAGCAUCCAGAUCCUUCCGGAGCCAAGAUAUCAGUGCUCAAGGGCUGGCUGCAGAAUCUAAUGGAUCGACAAGCUACGGUAGAAAAGAACUUCUUGCCGCACGUCUUGCCCGGCCAUCGGAAUGGGUACCACAUCUCGAGCAAACGGGUGGCGAACGGCUAUCUUUGGCUGGACUGGUUUUCCUUGCCGUUGUCUUCCCAAUCACCCCACCUGCUUCAUCAGCACCAUCUUGCUGCAGAGUCCAUGGCCGCGUAUGUUCAAAGCAGCGACUUGUUCGUGGCCUUAGUGCCUCCGUUGGAACACCGGGAAACUGGCAAGAUAGCCGCAUUCGCAACCUGGUUGUCUCGUGGAUGGUGCCAGAGUGAAAUGUGGACGCAUGCGCUCUCUAUUAGGGACGUCGUUCCUGCCAUUGCAGUCCACUCCAUGAACAAGGCGGAGUUUAUUGGUGCGAAGGCUUUCGAGCACUCGUUCUCGCUGAACGGGGAAUUUUCCUUUGCCAGCGACCAUGCAAUUUGCCGCGCGUUAGUCACUGAUGCCGUGAAUGCCAAGCUGGCUCACAUGAGGAGUGAAUUGAUGAAUGGCAAGCAAAUUGACGUGGAUCUCUUCCGGUACCUGAGUAGCAGACACCAUGAGAUUGUGGGAUUGCCAGCCGCACCAAGGAGCAUCAAACAGUUCAUGCAUGACUUCUACUUCAAGUCAGCGCUGGCGUUGGAUCAAACCAACGGUAUCGGAGCAGUGGCCUGUGCUGCCUUGUCCGAAGACCUAAGGAUGCUGGGUGAAGUGGUAGAGGCAGAGGCACCACUUGAUUGCCUGGUGAAUCGACAGAUGACCUUCGUCUCGGAUACCUGUCCUCUCCACAUGGUCGCAGAUCGAGGCGCGGAGGGGGAAGCUGUGCUAGUGAAGCUCCUGCAGUUGCGUGCCAAUCCCAAUGCUGCGGAUGGCUAUGAUGGGGCUCCCCCAUUGGCGCGUUGCAAGUCCAGGGGUGGAGUGGAGACGCUCUGCCUCUACGGCGCAGAGGUGAACCGUCGCAGUGCCAAUGGUCUGACACCGCUGACGGCCAUGUGCGGCCUUGGUGCCCCGCCUCGCGCGGUGCAGACGAUGUUGGAUCUGAAGGCAGAAGUCAAUCCGGAUGCUGAGGGUGCUGUUGUGACGCCCUUGGCCUAUCUGGCGAUGUUUUACAGCCAGAAUCCUUGGGGAACAGAAACCCUUCAGUUGCUUCUAAGAGCCAAGGCCGACAUCAAUCAGUGCUGCAAGCCUUUGCCUACGCCGGGAAAACGUUGCCUUGCAGCCUGCACUCGUAGCAAGGUGGUUCGGCAGCCUACACCCUUUGAGCUGUUGGGUCGGCUAGGCACCACCCCACUGGGUGUUGCAAGUCAUUUUGGUCAUGAAGACCUGGUCAAGGAGCUACUGACGAUGAAAGCAGACCCGCAAAUCAGAAACCCGGGUGGACUUCGACCUGAGGAACUUGCGCAGAAUCAGCGAGUGAAGAAUAUUUUUCAAUCUCCUGUUUCCGAUCAGCCUCCAGUUUUGACCUUGCAAUUGCCAGGGUAUGACUAUUUGUACGGCCUUGAUGCCUCAUUUGUUGCUACGCAUUUCACCGAUGAGAUGAUCAGCAUGAAGUUCUAG
Molecule: messenger RNA, 1764 nt
Organism: Cladocopium goreaui
Lineage: Eukaryota; Dinophyceae; Suessiales; Symbiodiniaceae
Source: the annotation of a GenBank genome assembly